This is a messenger RNA of Glycine soja, 1320 nucleotides long. RefSeq names its product 2-methylene-furan-3-one reductase-like. Lineage: Eukaryota; Viridiplantae; Streptophyta; Magnoliopsida; Fabales; Fabaceae. Bases 77 to 1045 code for a protein of 322 amino acids. The transcript is spliced from 4 exons. The record is from RefSeq and is a predicted model, not a curated record. Gene Ontology annotation, molecular function: zinc ion binding; oxidoreductase activity, acting on the CH-CH group of donors, NAD or NADP as acceptor.
UCCAUCUCCAUAAGCCAAUUAAUUAGUUGAACACAUUAUAACUCCUGUUUCUUUAUUAAUUCUCUCUUUCAAAUAUAUGGCAGAAGAUGCUUCAAUUAUUCCAACACACACAAAAGCUUGGUACUACUCUGAACAUGGUAGUCCAGGUGAUGUUCUCAAAUUAGAUCCUAAUUGGCCCUUACCCCAACAACUCAAUGAUGACCAAGUGCUCAUCAAGGUCAUCGCUGCAUCCAUUAAUCCCGUUGAUUACAAGAGGAUGCACGGCGAGUUCAAGGACACUGACCCUCAUCUGCCUAUUGUGCCGGGUUAUGAUGUUGCUGGCAUAGUAGUGAAAGUGGGAGGAGAAGUAAAGAAAUUUAAGGUUGGAGAUGAAGUAUAUGGUGAUAUCAACGAGCAAGGCUUGUCGAACCUUAAGAUUCAUGGCACUUUGUCAGAGUAUACUAUUGCAGAAGAGAGACUAUUGGCUCAUAAACCAUCCAAUCUAAGCUUCAUUGAAGCUGCUAGCAUUCCUUUAGCACUUGAGACUGCUAACGAAGGUUUUGAACAUGCUCACUUCUCUGCUGGCAAAUCUAUCCUUGUUUUGGGAGGAGCUGGUGGAGUUGGAAACUAUGUUAUUCAGCUAGCUAAACAAGUUUAUAAGGCGUCUAAGAUAGCAGCAACUGCUAGCACCGGCAAACUUGAACUUUUAAGGGAGUUGGGCGUUGACUUGCCUAUUGAUUACACAAAGGAGAACUUUGAAGACCUUCCAGAAAAAUACGAUCUAGUGUAUGAUGUAGUAGGGCAAGGUGAUAGAGCAUUUAAGGCCGUUAAGGAAGAUGGGAAAGUUGUGACAAUAGUACCACCUGGACAUCCACCAGCUAUGUUUUUUGUGCUCACCUCAAAGGGAUCUAUCUUAGAGAAUUUAAGACCUUACUUUGAGAGUGGUAAGUUGAAGCCUAUACUCGAUGCCAAGACUCCAGUGCCAUUUUCUCAGGUUAUUGAAGCCAUUUCCUACUUAGAAACUUCAAGAGCCACAGGAAAAGUGGUCGUUUAUCCCAUACCCUAACCACAAUAUAUUAUUAACUCAUCAUAUAAUUAUAAUUAAUAAUGAACAUUUUAAAGUGUGUACUAAGAUAAUUGAUCAAUUAAUUAAGGUUUGUGUCAAACAAAGUCCCUUGUACUACUAUGCUUUAUGUUUAUGUAUACAAAGCAACCUUGCUGCUGAAAAAUAAAGAUUGAUAUAUGGUUGCAAUGUGAUCAAAUAUAUCUUAUUGGUAGACGAUAUGUAAAUAUUCUUGUAAGCAUUCUAUGAGUUUUGAUGCAUGUUCUAGUUUGAGUGAA